Penicillium atrosanguineum is the source of this 1008-nucleotide messenger RNA. RefSeq lists its product as uncharacterized. The record is from RefSeq and is a predicted model, not a curated record. The transcript has a single exon. Bases 1 to 1008 code for a protein of 335 amino acids. NCBI's taxonomy places the organism in Eukaryota, Fungi, Ascomycota, Eurotiomycetes, Eurotiales, Aspergillaceae.
AUGUCGUCCCGACGCCCCAGUCAAGCCCAUAAAGAAUUUCUGCAUGAUAGCACUGACUCCCAGGGAGCCAUUUCCCAGCAAGGCGGUCCGGGAUUUUCUUUACCUAUUUCCGGGAUUCAAGGAGCAACCCCAAUCUUUCCAAGUGAUGGAGAUUCCCACCUGACCUUGCGUCCUACCAAGAGGGCCGCAACGGCUCCGGCCAGUCCCCGACGCUCUCCUAAGCGCACCUCCCCCGAGAAAAGCCCAUCUGCUCAAUCAGCUCCAGCUCAAUUGGCUUCAGCCUUCCAUCUAAAUGAAUUCGAUUUCGCGAUUACCGAUGCGACCACUCUCAAAACUACCAAGUCCACCACUGAUGCUACCGCCAUCGCUAACUUUCUGACUGCAAUGGAAAAGCGCCUGGCAAUUCCGCCUGGACAAAGACGCACCCCUCACCAGAGCCUCCAGUCCUUCUUGAUUCAGCAGCAGCUUGUCGCCGGUAUUCCUGUUGACAAACUCGAGCCCAUGAGUGGUCCUGGAUCCCGUCAAUCCCAGGGAAUCCCGAGGCUCUUCAACACGCCCACUGCGUUGACAUACUUCAACGAUGCUACCUACAUCCCAGCUAUUCCACCUGCACAGUUCAACGGACCUGUUACUCCUCUUCCAAUAAAUCCAUCGUUGCCGAACCCACCAUGGAUGGACCAGGCAAAGGAUGAUAGCAACCAAAGUGAUGACUGCCCCGCGACUUUUACCCAGGACUCGGUUACUUCGACUGGGUCUCCGAUGGUGAACAACCCCCAAACCCCGGAACAUACCACGGAAUUAUCUGCUUACUUUUGUUCAGACGCAGAGCAGGUAGAGAUCUCCCAUUUUUACACAACUCAUUUUGUGACUGGUUCUGGAAUCUUGGGACAGCCUCCUGCUGCGUCUGUCCUUGAGACUACCACUGCGACACUGGUUUACGAAUCCGAAGAUGGGAGCAUAUUAUCAUUGGGCAAGUCAAUAGGUAAAACCGAGAAGGAAGCCCGUUGA